Molecule: messenger RNA, 1734 nt
Organism: Lingula anatina
Lineage: Eukaryota; Metazoa; Brachiopoda; Lingulata; Lingulida; Lingulidae
Source: RefSeq, a predicted model, not a curated record
GAAAAUAUACAGAAGCUUAACAGAAAAAAGCCAAUAAGCAAUAACUUUUGUAAAGAAAAAAUCCUAACAUGCUAAUUUUUUGAGGGGAACUUUUUACCAAACAAAGCCACUCAGUAAAUUUAAAAUUAAACAAAAACUUGGUUUAGCAGAAAUAGGGUGAGCCAAAGAUAUGCUAGGAGGCAAUGACAUAGACAUCCACAUUUAUCAAAAUAUAAAUAAACAUAUGCAGUGUCUGUACAUAAAACUCCUAUCAGCCCCAUGCACAUCAACUUGUCUCUGUCCCGCCCCGCCUCUUAUCUUUAAGUAAUCCUUUUGUUUAGACAACUAUGAUAUCUCAUCAACAGGUGCUUUGUUGCAGACAGUGGAAUUCAGUGACAAAGUAGACCACCUAGUCAAUGCAGACAAAAUGGCCGUCUCUGCAAUCAGAUGCUCUCUUUUCUUGGGGAUUGUUUUUGGUGCUUUUGUCACAGGACAAAUUCAUCCAGACACUGUUACUGAGCCAACAGGAAACCAGUGCACUCUUUCCUUCACAAUACCCGAGGAGAGCUUUGGCGCCUCCUGCGACAAAUAUGAUGACCAAAUUGCCCUCCUUUCCUCUCAGCUGAAGAGUGCCACAGAAGAAUAUCAGACACAACUGAACCUGGAGUCAGACAAGAGGAGAGAUCUGGAGACCCUGCUGCAGACAGAAAUGAGCAAACGACAGGCGCUGGAGAACAAGACACUCAUUCUGGAACAGAGGCUGCAACAGGAGGUUCUAAAUCGGCUGACGUUGGAGAACCAGCAGCUGACAGACUCCAAUACGGUCAGAUCAGAGCUGACUCAGCUACAGACACAGCUGUCUAACUUCAUCUCAUCACAAUCAAAAUGGACGCUGAUGUUCAAGGCCGUCAAAGGUGCAGGUGGCGACCUCUAUAAUCUGUGGACUUCCAACCAAGUACUGAAUGAGGGCAAUGCUCUAGCUCAGUCAUUGGAGCCAACCUUAUUGGAGCACUACAAGACGUCUGUUGUCAAUGACUGGGCCAAACAUAACAUCAAAUAUGUAAAACUUGCUCUCUACCAGGGUGGCAUUGAGCGUCUCACCCUGAUUUUUAAUGCUGUUGGAAGUGACAAGAUGAACUGGUUUGCCAAAGACCGACUGAUUUCUUCUCCUUAUGUUGACAUCUAUACCUCCUCCAUUAACUUCUUUAGCAUCAGGGGAACUCCCAGCAGCGUCAGUGGUCAAUAUGGCCGCUACUUCUACAUCAGCCAGUCUCAUAACGGCUGUCCCAAGGAUUACGGCUGGCUGGCUGUACCUAACAAUGCUUUUGUUUGUGCCUACGAGAAGUAUCCUGCAUAUCCAGUCUUCCUGUACGCUCCCGGACACACAGCCAUUAACUGGGCCAAAGGAAAACAUGGAGAGGCUGAUGUGUUGGCCAUUUUCAUGGCAACAGAGUAAAAACCAGAGAGGGAAUGAUGCCGUUCUUCAGAGAAAAUUGUGCACCCAAGGAAAGAAAGAGAACAAUGGAUCCAAUGAAAUAAGGAACAACUCUUUGUAUGAGAUUCAUAUUUCACAAUAAAUACACUGUAAGCAACUCAUUGGACCAUGAUACCUCCAAAGAUGGCUAUACUCUAACCGAUCUUUAAAAAAGAAAAAAAAAAUGGACUAAAUUUGAAUGUCUGAACAGAUUUAUUAACUAUUAAUAAGUAUCAUUAAUGGGAAAAUUGUUGUUUACCCCAUGAUAUCCAAUUUUUGGC